Messenger RNA from Mercenaria mercenaria, 829 nucleotides. RefSeq lists its product as uncharacterized. NCBI's taxonomy places the organism in Eukaryota, Metazoa, Mollusca, Bivalvia, Venerida, Veneridae. The coding region runs from base 383 to 829 and encodes 148 amino acids. The record is from RefSeq and is a predicted model, not a curated record. The transcript has 3 exons.
AAAACAAUAUAAAAGAUAAUUAAGCAUUUAUUUAGUUGAAGUGAAAUUUGGAAUAAGACAGUAUUAUGUGGUUUCAAUGUUGAUUGAUUUAAAAUAUCUGUUAAUGCAUGUUAAUGCAUGGAAAGGGAGGGACAACAAAAAAAUAGUAUUAGCCAUUAAAAAUAUACAUAAUAAUGAUAGUAAUGAAGAAGUAAACUAAAAAUAAUAAUGGGUAAUAAUAAAAAAAGUAAAUAUUUUGUAAUAUCUUAUUCUACAGGUUCUGCACAGACUGAACGGCUUAGUUCAAAGGCCUAUUCAGAAUCUAAAACAACUCAUUAAUGAUUGCAAAACUGAUCCUCUUGAUCCUGAAGCAGAAAAAAAAAUAGAAAAGCAAAUCGAAAAGAUGCAAAAAAAAGAAGAAAAAAUGGAAUUUGAAAUGCAGAACAUAAAGAAAGGGAUUGCCGACGUAACAAAAGAUGUUCAAGAAACUAUUGACGAGGUUAUCGAAGUGAAAGGAGCAGUUCAAAAAGCAACGAAAUAUGUUUACAAUGUGAAAGACGAAGUUAUCGAAGUGAAAGGAGAUGUUCACACAGUAACGAAAGAUUUUCACAAAUUAAGAGAAGAUUUCAAAGCAACGGACAAUAGAGUUGAUAGGCUUGAAAAGCAAAGGAUAUUAGAAGGAACCCAAAAACGAGGGAAGAAACCAAGUGUACUUAAAAGAAUACUUGAAAAGUUACCUUUCAUGCGAGGACAAAAAAAAGAAGAAACAGAGGAAAACCCGGUUGCACUCUGCUCCCAGGACGAGUAUAUUCAUAUGAAAAAAGAAAGUGAAUUCAGUGGCCAUCAUUAA